Molecule: messenger RNA, 534 nt
Organism: Paraglomus brasilianum
Lineage: Eukaryota; Fungi; Glomeromycota; Glomeromycetes; Paraglomerales; Paraglomeraceae
Source: the annotation of a GenBank genome assembly
AUGACCCAUAGUAAAACGCGUCGAAAGGAGCAAAGAAGUUAUUUGUUGAAUCACGCAGAUCCUCGUCCGUUGAACUUUUUUUCGAGGUUCAAAUAUCGUAGUAGUUCAAAUGCUCACCACUCGUACGGAUUACGGCUAAACCAGGCUUUGCAAGAAGCGCCAGAUUCUAAGAAGUUAUUAAAUCUGAGAAGAAAAUGGGAUAAUGACGAAUAUAGGGAUGAUUGGGCAUGUUAUAAAGAUUCGCUAGAAGAUAGAAAAGCCAAUCGGAAAGUAAAAAAACGAAAACGUGAAGCCCAUAUUUCUUUUCAUGAGCAAUUAGACGACGGACUAGAUGGUAAAUCGAGACAGACCGGGAACACAACCAGCGACAAUGAUCGUGAACUCGUUAAUAAUGAUGAUACUUCUUUUGUGACUCAAACUGAAAGCACCUCUAAUGAUAACGAUCACGAUGAAUUUAGAUUAAAUGUCAUGAUCGGAUUCAAAGAGGCAGCCAAAAUGGCUCAGGAAGAAGCUGAGCUUUCUCCUGAUUUAUGA